CCGAGAGUGUUUUGUUUUAUUACUAACUUAAUAUUCUACACUCUAGAACAGUGUAUACAGUAUUUCUAUUUCAAUAUAAUAUCAGAUAAAAUAUUAUUAUUAUCCUGCUGCAAUGGAAUCAGAGGGAGAAGAGUGUGGAAGCCACAGAGGAUCCAGCCCAGUCAAGGAUGGUCAAGGUCGAGACAACUCAAGGUCAAUGCCUCAUUCACAACAUCAAGGAACAGACAUGGACAACUGUGAUUGGCCAAUCCAUGAACCAGAUCAACAUCAAGUCAUCAAUGAAGUAAGGUAUCACAUCCAACUCAAUGUUGAUAAUCAGAAACAAAGUGUAUACUUGGACAACAAUUACUCAAAACAUCCAAUUGAUAUUCGGUUAAAACCAGAGGAACUAGUUGAAGAAGGAGAGCAAAAACUCAAGGUAGAAGUUGAAGUGAGAAGUGGAGAAAUAAAGCAAGAGAGUGACACCUGUUUGCGGAUUGAAAGCAUCUAUUCUCUUUCCUCAGAUAGGCCUAGACUAAACUUUGACUCCUCUGUAAUUGAACAAAUAAAAUUUGAAACUGGAGAAAUAAAGGAGGAACACACAUCCUUUGAAACAGAUCAUUCACAUGCAUUGAUGCAAAUCAAAGGUUUUUCUUCUGAUGCAGUAUCUGAACAUUAUGGAAGUGAGAAUGUGUCAUCUGUAGUGGGUCGACCAUUGUUUGAGGAACAGGGAGGUUCAAGCUUCCAUAGGUCUAUUGAUGCAACUCCUGGAAACACUAUGAUGAAAGAUUCUGAAGAAGAUUGCAAUGAGGUGGACUUACUAAUCGAAAAUGCAAGGAAGAAUGUGAUUCAUGCAGAAAGUGAUAGUGAAUCAACAAAGUGUCAGUUGAGUGGUGAAGAAUUCAACAGCACAAGAGAAAUAAAUCUUCAUUAUAGAAAACACAUAGGUGGAAAACAUGCUUGCAAAUUCUGUGAUUAUAAAACAACAAAGAAAUCAAAUCUUGUCAUUCAUCUAAGGACACACACAGGAAAAAGACCCUUCAGCUGUGAUUUAUGUGAUUACAAAGCAACACAGAAAUCAGAUCUCAUCAAUCAUCUAAGGACACACACGGGAGAAAGACCUUUCAGCUGUGAGUUCUGUGACUACAGAGCAAAACGUAAAUCAUAUCUCAUCACUCAUCUAAUGACACACACAGGAGAAAGACCUUUCAGCUGUGAGUUCUGUGACUACAGAGCAAAACGUAAAUCAAAUCUCAUGACUCAUCUAAUGACACACACAGGAGAAAGACCUUUCAGCUGUGAUUUAUGUGAUUUCAAAUCAGCAUGUAAAUCAAAUCUCAUCACUCAUCUAAGGACACACACAGGAAAAAGACCCUUCAGCUGUGAUUUAUGUGAUUACAAAGCAACACAGAAAUCAGAUCUCAUCAUUCAUCUAAGGACACACACAGGAGAAAGACCUUUCAGCUGUGAUUUAUGUGAUUACAAAGCAGCAUGUAAAUCAAAUCUCAUCUCUCAUCUAAGGACACACACAAGAAAAAGACCCUUCAGCUGUGAUUUAUGUGAUUACAAAGCAGCAUGUAAAUCAAAUCUCAUCUCUCAUCUAAGGACACACACAGGAAAAAGACCUUUCAGCUGUGAUUUAUGUGAUUACAAAGCAACACAGAAAUCAGAUCUCAUCAAUCAUCUAAGGACACACACGGGAGAAAGACCUUUCAGCUGUGAGUUCUGUGACUACAGAGCAAAACGUAAAUCAUAUCUCAUCACUCAUCUAAUGACACACACAGGAGAAAGACCUUUCAGCUGUGAGUUCUGUGACUACAGAGCAAAACGUAAAUCAAAUCUCAUGACUCAUCUAAUGACACACACAGGAGAAAGACCUUUCAGCUGUGAUUUAUGUGAUUUCAAAUCAGCAUGUAAAUCAAAUCUCAUCACUCAUCUAAGGACACACACAGGAAAAAGACCCUUCAGCUGUGAUUUUUGUGAUUACAAAGCAACACAGAAAUCAGAUCUCAUCAUUCAUCUAAGGACACACACAGGAGAAAGACCUUUCAGCUGUGAUUUAUGUGAUUACAAAGCAGCAUGUAAAUCAAAUCUCAUCUCUCAUCUAAGGACACACACAAGAAAAAGACCCUUCAGCUGUGAUUUAUGUGAUUACAAAGCAGCAUGUAAAUCAAAUCUCAUCUCUCAUCUAAGGACACACACAGGAAAAAGACCUUUCAGCUGUGAUUUAUGUGAUUACAGAGCAAAACGUAAAUCAUAUCUCAUAAUUCAUCUAAGGACACACACGGGAGAAAGACCUUUCAGCUGUGAGUUAUGUGACUACAGAGCAAAACGUAAAUCAGAUCUCAUCACUCAUCUAAUGACACACACAGGAGAAAGACCCUUCAGCUGUGAUUUAUGUGAUUACAAAGCAGCAAGGAAAUCAAUGCUUACUAGACAUCUGAAUACACACAAUGUAGAAAGAUCUUUUAGCUGAUAUCUUUGUGAUUACAAAUCAAAUCUCGUCACUAAUCUAAGGACACACACAGGAGAAAGAUCCUGAUCAUAGUUGAAUGGCAUUGCCCCUUUCUCUCUUUAUCUGUCUGUCAUUGUCUACCAUGUGGCUAGCUUUACUCCUACCACAGCUGCACAAAACAAUUCUGUGGUAUUCAUAGAAAACCAGACACUUUCAUUUUUCAGUCAUGAAAUUCUUCUUCUGUCAAUAUCAUUGAAAUAUGCACUGUCAUAACAGUGAUGUUCAGGCUACUUCUGCUCUUUUAAAUUUUACAUUUAUCUCCUGUCAUUGUUCCUUCUAAAGUUUAGUUUUUUCAAUUAAUACAGUAUUCUCCAGUUAUCAGAUUUGAUUCGUGAUUUUUUUGGUGGUUUGGUUUUCAACUCAUCUAAAUUCUGGUUUUCUAGUUUAUAUAAUCAUAUAUUUAGGACCAAAGAUUGAACAAAACUUAUGGAGUGAUAAAGACAUCCUCCUUUGUACUGUUUCUAUGACAAUUUGAGAAAGGAACUGUUUUGGAUAAGAUAUAAAUUUCCAAUAAUAAUACCUCUAUUAUAUAAUGCUUCAAAUUAUACAUUUCAAUUUAUUCUUUCUUGUUCUAUUCCUGACAUGUUUGACUUUAUUCACAUUCAUAAGUUUAUUCAUUCAUUUGUUUCUGUAUUGUGAUUUUUAUAUUGAGGAUGUACUUUGAUACUUAAUAGCUGUUAGCCCUCAAACUUUAGUUCCACAGGCAGCUCCUUAUGUGUUAUUUCGAUUUACCAAGUUACUUGUUUGAGGAUUGAUUGUUAUUUUGCUGAACUUUGUAUUAUGUAUUAUUAUUUUUAUUAUCAAAGCGAAAUAAAAUUUUAUUUGAUUUAUAGUUGAUCCAAGGUA
Molecule: messenger RNA, 3340 nt
Organism: Nilaparvata lugens (brown planthopper)
Lineage: Eukaryota; Metazoa; Arthropoda; Insecta; Hemiptera; Delphacidae
Product: oocyte zinc finger protein XlCOF28-like
Exons: 2
Coding region: 113-2455 (780 amino acids)
Biological process (GO): regulation of transcription by RNA polymerase II
Cellular component (GO): nucleus
Molecular function (GO): DNA-binding transcription factor activity, RNA polymerase II-specific; RNA polymerase II transcription regulatory region sequence-specific DNA binding
Source: RefSeq, a predicted model, not a curated record